Messenger RNA from Fonticula alba, 1923 nucleotides. RefSeq lists its product as hypothetical. The transcript is spliced from 7 exons. Bases 201 to 1871 code for a protein of 556 amino acids. Gene Ontology annotation, molecular function: 23S rRNA (adenine(1618)-N(6))-methyltransferase activity. Lineage: Eukaryota; Rotosphaerida; Fonticulaceae. Gene Ontology annotation, biological process: rRNA base methylation. Gene Ontology annotation, cellular component: nucleus. The record is from RefSeq and is a predicted model, not a curated record.
GAUGAGAUGGACGUUCCGCUUGAUGUUGUCCUUCUUCAGGUCAAGAGGCCGGGGGGCCUGUCCUGCCUUCUCCGGGGGCGCGAGCAAAAGACCCUCUCCCUGUCCCCUCCACCCAUUGCACCGCACAUUCUUCGUCAUCGCUGCUGCUCCGCCCUGGCCAUCUCGCACGGACCUCUUGCCACCUCCUGUCCCCGCCGCCCAUGCACCCGCGGAAUCGCUUCGCCUCGCGGACCCCCUGCUUCCGGACCCUCGCCCAGAAGUAUCCCUUCCUCGCGGACUUUGUCCGGGACCGUGACCCGGCCGACGCCCAGACCAGCCAGGCUGCCACAGCGGGUCGCACACGCCCCCCUCUGGCCAGCAUCGACUUCUCCCGACCCGGGGCCACGGCUGCACUGACCCGGGCCCUGCUGCUGGAUGAAUUCAACUUGGAUGUCGUCCUCCCCGAGGGGGUCCUCUGCCCGGCGAUCACGGUCAGGCUAAACUACAUCCACUGGGUGGAGGAUUUGCUUGGCCUUGGCGAGGACGCGGAGGAUGCCACGGGCCUGGUCCCGCCCUCGGCCCGAUCCCCAGCCUGCGGCAUUGACAUUGGUGUUGGCCAUUCGUGCAUCUAUCCACUGCUGGCUCUGCGGCUCCAUCCGGAUUGGAUGAUGCUCGGCAUCGACACCAACGCCGAGUCGCUCGCUUCAGCCCAGGCGAACAUCGAGCGCAAUGGUCUUGCCAAGGAAAUUGCCCUCUUCCACACUCUCCGGCCAGACGGGGCCCUUGCGAUCCUGGAGCCGCUCUUCCACCCGGACACCGGUGAUCUGGAAUUGUCCCCCUUCGGGGACUCCAGACCCACGGCCCUCUCAUUGCCACGGCGCCUGGACUUCACCAUUUGCAACCCGCCCUUUUACACGGGGCAGGCCCAGCUGGAUGCGUCGGCUGGUUUGCGCCGGGCCUCGGGGGCCGGCGCUUGGACGACCACUCGCCCGCCGGGGGCUGCGCAUGAGUUGAGCACCACCGGCGGCGAGGCGGCCUUUGUCCGUCGGCUGGUGGACGAGUCCUGUCUUCCUGGCCUGCAGACCCGCAUCCGAUGGUACACCAGCCAGCUGGGAUUUGCCUCACAUGUUGAGGAUGUCCGCCGUCACCUGCGAGAGAAAUCCAUCGCAAACUUCCAGGUUGCCGAGUUUCGCCAAGGGCGUACCGCUCGAUGGGCAAUUGCCUGGUCCCAUACUGAGGCCCAUAUUCCACGCAGCCCCCUGGCCAUCGGCAAGCAUGCCAGGCCGCGAGCCAUCCACUUUGAGGAGUUCUCCCUGACACGACACAAAGACCCUCCUGGCCCGGUGCCGGAGUUAUCCUCCCUGAAGGCCAGCCUGGCACGCUUCUUCGGCCUCUCGGCCGGCGGAGGAGUUGUGAUUGAGGCGUGCCGACUCACCGGCGUGCCGGACAUCGACGCGCCGGAUGGCGACUCUUCCCACGCGCCAGUCGACGGGCCGCGCCGUUCCCCGCAGCUCAUCAUGCGCCUGCGGAUGCUCUUCAACCCGUGGAACCGCAAGGCCCGGCGUUUGCAUGGUGCAAAGCGCCCGGCCAGUGAGGCUCUGGCUGACUCGGCACAACCGCCGGCCGACGGUGGGCCCACCCCGGAGGCAGGGGACGCACCGGCCCACGAUCCCCCGGACUUCAUGAACCAGACAUACCUCUUCCGAUGUGAGAUUCUCUGCACCCCGGCUGCUCGCCCUUCGGAGUCCGGCGCAGGCCAUGAGGAGGGCCAGGAGGCAGUGCAUGUGCGCUGUGUCUGGCUCGAUGGCCCGUCGGCCAAUGCGCGGCUGCAGUUCGGCCAGCUGGUCACGCGCCUGAGAGAGCACCUCUCAAGCACAUAUCACAUGCUUUGAUCAGACCACGGAAUACCAUUUCAACACACCACUGGCCGCAUAUGUUGUUGCC